This is a messenger RNA of Dufourea novaeangliae, 1173 nucleotides long. Its product is annotated as cyclin-dependent kinase-like 4. Gene Ontology annotation, cellular component: nucleus. Bases 1 to 1173 code for a protein of 390 amino acids. The transcript is spliced from 6 exons. NCBI's taxonomy places the organism in Eukaryota, Metazoa, Arthropoda, Insecta, Hymenoptera, Halictidae. Gene Ontology annotation, biological process: protein phosphorylation. The record is from RefSeq and is a predicted model, not a curated record. Gene Ontology annotation, molecular function: cyclin-dependent protein serine/threonine kinase activity; ATP binding.
AUGGACAAAUGGUUCCAAGAUAGAAAACUCUGGCUCUUCGGUAGCACACUACCGCUGCUGCCAAGGUCACGCGCACCAAGCAAGGCGAUGGAAAGAUACGAACGGCUGGCGCGACUUGGGGAGGGUAGCUAUGGUGUCGUCUUCCAGUGCAGAGAUCGUCAAACUGGAAAAUUGGUAGCUGUGAAAAAGUUCCAACAGACCGAAGAUGAUCCCCUAAUACGAAAAAUCGCGUUGCGUGAAAUACGGCUACUGAAGAAUCUUAAACACCCGAACCUGGUCAACCUAUUGGAAGUUUUCAGGAGAAAACGGAAGCUGCAUUUAGUCUUCGAGUACUGCGAGUACACAUUACUGAAUGAGAUGGAAAGAUAUCCCAGUGGUUGUCCAGAAAUCACCACGAAGCAACUCACAUGGCAGAUUCUACAGGGCGUUGCGUAUUGCCAUCGGCUCGGUUGUGUCCAUAGGGAUGUGAAACCAGAAAACAUCUUAAUCACAGCAGACGGUGUGGUGAAAUUAUGUGACUUCGGUUUCGCGCGAAUGCUCAGUCCCGGUGAAAAUUAUACAGAAUAUGUCGCAACUAGAUGGUACAGAGCACCUGAACUGCUGGUUGGGGAUACUCAAUAUGGUACACCAGUAGAUGUAUGGGCAAUUGGCUGUGUCUUCGCAGAAUUAAUACGUGGAGAAGCAUUGUGGCCAGGUAAAUCAGAUGUAGAUCAACUGUACCUAAUUCGAAGAACUCUUGGCAACUUACUACCAAGGCAUGUGGCCACUUUCCAGCAGAAUGAAUUUUUUGCUGGUAUCACCCUGCCAACACCUCAAACACUUACUCCUCUAGAUGAUGCUCUACCUAAUAGAGGAAAUACUGCUAUGCAGCUUGACUUUCUAAAAAAAUGUUUGGACAAAGAUCCAGAUCAAAGGUGGACUUGUGAACAACUCCUACAGCACUCUUAUUUUGAGAACUUCCAUUUCAAAAUGCCUGAGGCUGAAAUGGAAGAAUUUGAAAAACUCAAAAAAUACAGAGAUCGUUCAAGAAAUAGUAACUACAGUCAAAUAUUACCCCAACUUCCUAAAGCUGGUGCUUCGUUACAUAGUCAAAAUGAAACUCGGCCGAGAAGCUCCUCCAUGCAUCAUCAGCAGGAUUUUGACCACCUGCCUACUAUCAAAGGUUGUAAUUAA